This is a messenger RNA of Mycosarcoma maydis (corn smut), 1347 nucleotides long. RefSeq lists its product as uncharacterized. Gene Ontology annotation, biological process: S-methylmethionine cycle. The record is from RefSeq and is a predicted model, not a curated record. Gene Ontology annotation, molecular function: S-adenosylmethionine-homocysteine S-methyltransferase activity. NCBI's taxonomy places the organism in Eukaryota, Fungi, Basidiomycota, Ustilaginomycetes, Ustilaginales. The transcript has a single exon. The coding region runs from base 1 to 1347 and encodes 448 amino acids.
AUGACGGCGUCGAUAGAUCAGGGCGCACUCGAGUCGCUCCUCAGCCCUGCUCGCAUUGGCAUCUUGGAUGGAGGACUGGCGACAUACCUUGAGGAUGGACUCGACUUCGAUCUCUCGAAAGGACCACUCUGGAGCGCACGUCUGCUGGACGAGAAAGAGGACGAUGUGAGCGAUGGAAAAGGGCAAAAGGGAAUCUUUGAUGCGCAUCUACACUAUCUACAAGCCGGGGCUGGCAUUAUCGGCACUGCUACCUACCAAGCCUCGCUAGAGUCAUUUGCAAGGGCCAACUAUGACCAGGUUUCCGCAUCCCAUCUAAUGUCCAAGGCUGUCGAUUUGGCAUGCGAUGCACUGCACGCGCACAACAUCAGCAACAACAAGGUCGGAGUCGCUUCGGCAGCAAGCGCAAGACCUCUUCUCAGCUUGAGCCUGGGACCUUAUGGUGCCAUGCUUAGCAACGGUGCCGAAUAUACAGGUGAUUAUCGACGUACCUUUCUCGCGGAAUCCGACCCAUUACGCGAGCAGCAACCUUCGUUGGAAGAGAUGAUGGCUUUCCAUCAAAGGCGCAUCGAGGCAUUCAUUGCUCAACCGAGCUGGGAACAUGUCGGGGUUCUGGCAGUGGAAACUGUUCCGCGAGCCGAUGAGGCGCUCGCUUUCCGAAUGGCCUUGGAGAAUGUCGCCCGAAGCCUUGAACAGCAAGGGAGACCUUUAGAGAGAAAGCCGGUUUACAUUAGUAUGGCUUUUCCGGACGAUCGCCGCCUGCCCUGGCCUCCGGUCAAGAAGAGCUCAGCCGCGGGUCAAGAAGGCGACGUCGACAUGGACGAGGAUAAUGACGAGGAUGAAGUAGAGGAUGAAGAGGCUAUACAGGAAGAAAUGAACUGGCUAGUACAGAUUGUCACUGACACCCAAGUGCAAGGUCAAGAUUCGCUUUGGCCGAUCAGUGGUAUCGGUAUCAAUUGCACCAAGCCCUACCUGCUGCCCAAGCUGGUCGAGCGCAUGUCGGCCUCGCUCGUCACACUCAACCUGCCCGCCAGCGAAGGCGGUAUGGAUCUGGAGAGCAGAAGAGGCGCUCUGGGAUUGCCAAAGCCUCUGCUUUUCCUGUACCCUGAUGGAGGGCUAGUGUACGACGCAGUGCGAAAAAUCUGGCUCACGCCUUCCAAUGCAGGCGAUCUGGGCCACGGCGACAAUUCGGCAGCGUCAUGGGCUUCGAACCUCAUGAAGCUUGCAAAGAGCAUCACGGCAGGAAGCGACGCCAAACUGCCAGACGUGUGGCGAGGUGUCUUUGUGGGAGGUUGCUGCAAGAGCGGCACUGACGAGAUCCGUGCGCUUUGCCAAUUUCGUUCAUCCUAG